Copidosoma floridanum is the source of this 953-nucleotide messenger RNA. RefSeq names its product L-xylulose reductase-like. Gene Ontology annotation, biological process: glucose metabolic process; xylulose metabolic process. Lineage: Eukaryota; Metazoa; Arthropoda; Insecta; Hymenoptera; Encyrtidae. The record is from RefSeq and is a predicted model, not a curated record. Gene Ontology annotation, molecular function: L-xylulose reductase (NADPH) activity; carbonyl reductase (NADPH) activity.
CUCACCGUACGUACUAUUGGUCUCCCUUUCCAUCAGCACAUUUUACUCACACAAAAGCAAGAUUCUCAUAGCAGUAAUACACACAGUGCAGCUCUAUAGAGUUGGAAAGUUUGGUGUUUUCAGUGUGAAAAAUUUCCUUAAAUUAGACAAAAUGAACAUUUCCUUUGAGGGCAAGCGAAUCCUUGUCACGGGAGCCGGUCAAGGAAUCGGCAAAGACCUAGCCCUGCACCUGUCACGAGCGAAAGCGACAGUGAUCGCACUAUCAAAAACGAAAGAGAACCUAGAUGCCCUGACCAAACUCGACCCAACGAUCCAAACGGUUUGCGUGAACCUUCGAGACUGGAAUAUGACCCAAAAAGCCGUCGAAAGCGUACUACCUAUUGAUCUACUGGUUAACAACGCCGGAGUCGCUUGUCUCAAGCCUUUUGUAAACGCCACUCUGGAGGACUGCGACCUGACGUUCGACGUCAAUGUCAAGUCCAUCGUCAGCGUGUCGCAGGUCGUUGUCAAAGACAUGAUCAGGAGGAAGGUUUCGGGAAGUAUCGUCAACGUUUCGUCCCAGGCCAGUCACUGUGCGCUCAAGGAUCACGCGAUCUAUUGCGCGUCGAAGGGUGCCGUUGAUAUGCUGACCAAGACGAUGGCUCUCGAGCUUGGGCCUCACAAUAUUCGAGUGAAUACUGUUAAUCCCACGGUGGUGAUGACAGAGAUGGGAAAACUCGGGUGGAGCGAUGCGAACAAGGCCAAAGAGAUGCUGAGCAAAAUUCCUCUUGGACGCUUUGCGGAAAUCAAAGAGGUGAACGAUGCUAUUGUUUUUCUCCUUAGCGAUUACAGUUCUAUGACGACGGGGGCUGCUUUUCCGGUUGAAGGUGGAUUUCUUGCAGCGUGAUUUUAUUUUAUUUUAGAUACAUUAGUUUGGUGACGCAUUUUAAUAGAAAUAUUUAUCUUCCUGCAUA